AUGGAGUUCAUCAUGGACGAUUACACGCUCAACGCCACAUACCUGGUUCCGUACAUGCCACCAACGGCCGCCGAGUGGGAGGCCUUACGUCCGUUGGUCAUCGAUCUAUACGUCACAAGGCAGAAGACUGCACGUCAGAUCGUUGAAGAGUUGCGGCAACAUGGCUUCCUGGUAACGGAGAAGAUGCUCCGCGAUAGGUUGAGACAAUAUGGCGUCCGGAAGAAUCAGUUGAAGAACCGAAGCUCGGACAAUGUCGUAUCCCCAUGCCAGGGGGCAGGACCGAGCGCAGGUUACGGUGAUUGA
This is a messenger RNA of Saxophila tyrrhenica, 303 nucleotides long. RefSeq lists its product as uncharacterized. Lineage: Eukaryota; Fungi; Ascomycota; Dothideomycetes; Mycosphaerellales; Extremaceae. The record is from RefSeq and is a predicted model, not a curated record. Bases 1 to 303 code for a protein of 100 amino acids. The transcript is spliced from 2 exons.